Salpingoeca rosetta is the source of this 1506-nucleotide messenger RNA. RefSeq lists its product as uncharacterized. Bases 20 to 1357 code for a protein of 445 amino acids. The record is from RefSeq and is a predicted model, not a curated record. The transcript has 14 exons. Gene Ontology annotation, biological process: nucleocytoplasmic transport. NCBI's taxonomy places the organism in Eukaryota, Choanoflagellata, Craspedida, Salpingoecidae. Gene Ontology annotation, cellular component: nuclear pore. Gene Ontology annotation, molecular function: protein binding.
ACAGACACCGCUGUCAACGAUGAUGAUGCGGAGAAGCAGUGGCGUGGGUGUUGGUGGUGGUGGUGGUGGUGGUCGUGGUGGUGUUGGGAGAACCAUGGUGGGCACGAGGGAUGAAGAGCUGUGUGAGUUGAACGCGGACAUUCAACCCGUGCCAACAGAGGAGUUGGCGUGUCGAGUGACGCUGCGGAACCCGGUCAUCAUCGACCACAAGAACACCGCGCGACAUGCACGCUCCCUCAACGCACUGGACGAGCACAUGCACCACACAACGACCGAACCGCUCAUUUCGCGGAUCUGGAACAAAGUCACGUCUCUGCUGACGCCGACACCGAUGGAGACAAAGCUUGUGGCACCAAAGUCCAUUGUCCAGGGAGCACAUGCACACCCACACUGCCAGCUGUGCGCAAUUGCGCGACGUGAUGGCACUGUUGAGAUCCGCAACACAGAGUCGAGCGUGAUUGACGUGGUGUCGCCAUAUGAGGUGACGCUGUCCAUUCGACGCGACAAAACCAUUACCUCCCUUGCGUGGUGCCCGUCCAGAAAAGAUGUGCUCUGCGUGGCCACGCAGAAGGAAGUGCUCCUGUGGACUCUCGGCGACACAUCCACCGCGUGCCAAUACACGCCUGUUGGGAGCGGGGGUGCAUUUGCGGUGUGCUGGUCCCCGUGCGGCGUUUAUCUCCUCAUCGCCCCCGUUACCGGCGGCCUCCUCCUCUGUGACACGGCGACGAUGACGAUGCUGCGUGUGUGCGCGCGGGAGCUGUUUCGGUUCGUGUCGUGGUCGCCGCGCGGCCGGCGUGUCCUCGCUGCCACAAAGGCCAGACACUUCAUGACGUUUGAUGUUGACGAUGGGUGGAAGGCGUCGCGAUGGCAGGCGUCGAUGGGCUACAUUGCCAGCGCGUGCUGGAGUCACGAUGACACCUAUCUCCUCUUUGCUGUCCGCGGCGACCCGACCGUCCACUGCUUGCAGUUCUAUUCAGCGAUGAUGCCGCCGAUUGGGGAGGCGUUCAACGUGUGGAAGGAUCCAAACUACACAGACGGCGCUCCCGUGAGUGUGGUUGGCCUCGCGUGGGAUCUCAACAGCCAGCGGCUCAUCGUCAUGACAGAGACAGAGGAUGGCGUGCCGACACCGGAGCUGCUUGUGUGCCAGACGAAGCUCGGCGGCCACGUGCCGCAGGUCACGCGCAGUUCUGUGAUUCCGGCGCCGACGGGAGGGGACGGGUCGCCGUAUGCGCCACAAGAGCUCUCCUUCACCACCGCCCGCCUCCCAGAUCCAGUGCCCAUGCUCUUUGUCGUGUGGCAUCGGCCAACAGACUGCCGGCUCAAGGCGUAUCCCUUCUUCUACCAGCCGUGGAACUGACACACACUUUGUUGCUUGUAUGGUUCAUGUGUGUGGAUGCGUGGUGUAUGUGCUGUUGUGUGUGAUUUGAUCAGCAAAGUCGAGGUCGAGAAGGACAAGAACAACAAGACCCAGAAGAAGAACAAGAUCCAACAACAACCACAACAACC